CGGUCAAGCUAAAGCUGAGGCGUAGCAAUGUGUGGUUGUAACGGUGAGGUAAAACUGUUUUGAAACCCCUGGGGCCAUCCAGCUCAUACUUCCAGUUCAAACAUGGUCUCCAGUUCUAGGCAAGGCGGAGCAAUAAGCCGAUCAGAAAGGCUACCGCUUUGUGUUCGCCGGCAAGGCAGAGGUGACAGUUAAGUGCGCAUCAUGCACCAUUCAGAGCAGCCGGCGAAACAAGCCAUGCCCAUGCUUGUACUAUUGCCAUUGCUGCUGCUGUGCUAUGGAGUUGGAAACGUCCACUGCUCAAAGGUUCAUGACAGCAGCAUCGAUCUGCAGGCACUGCUCGACUUCAAGCACGGCAUCACCAUCGAUCCGAAUGGAGCGUUGAACAAUUGGACCAUGAGAUCCCACUUCUGUCACUGGAAUGGUGUCGAGUGCACCUUGGAGCAACCACGGCGCGUCAGGGGACUCCAACUGACAAGCCAAAGUUUGUCAGGCCAAAUCAGCUCAUCUCUUGGCAACCUUACUUUCCUUAAUUACCUUGACCUCUCCUAUAAUAACUUUGUUGGUCCCUUACCUCUUCUUGGCCGCCUCCAACAACUGCAUAUUCUUUUUUUGUACAACAACAGUUUGUCUGGAAUAAUUCCUGAUGCACUUACAAACUGCUCCAAUUUGACCGCCAUAGAUUUAUCUUCAAACUUGCUAGUGGGUUCAAUUCCUCCGAAAUUAGGUCUACUAUCCAAUCUAGGAUAUCUCAACUUGAUGUCAAAUCAACUCAAUGGAAGCAUUCCUGGUGAGCUCGGCCAAUUAAAUUUAAAAACCUUAAUCCUUGGAGACAAUAGGCUUUCCGGUGAAAUUCCACAAGCCUUCUUUCGUCUUUCUUCUCUACAAUAUCUAAAUCUAGAGUCCAAUAUGCUAAGCAAGGCAUUGCCACCUAAUAUAGGAAAACUUCUCCCUCAUCUCGUAGAGUUUACGUUGGAAAACAACAUGUUUGAAGGUUCCAUUCCAGAUUCGCUUGGCAAUAAUGCUCUGGGGUUAACAAAGAUAGAUUUAUCAUAUAUUAAUUUCACAGGGCGAAUUCCUACUUCUUUGGGAAAACUUUCAAAUUUGACUUUCCUAAACCUUGAGGAUAACCAACUUGUAGCAAGGAACAACCAGGACUGGGAGUUUCUUAAUGCAUUAAGAAACUGUAGAUCCCUUGAGGUAUUCUCACUCUCUUACAAUGAGCUGCAGGGAUCUCUUCCACAGUCAAUCAGUAACCUACCCACCAGCCUUCAAGUGCUUCUGUUGGGUGGAAACAGCUUGUCUGGGCAAGUUCCACAUAGUAUAGGGAAACUUAGUGCCUUAACUUGGCUUGGACUUGGUGAGAAUAACUUUAGUGGCACAAUUGAAGGAUGGAUUGAAAAUUUGAAAAGCCUAGGAAGACUAAGUCUGCAAUCGAACAACUUUACGGGGCCAAUCCCAUCCUCUAUUAGCAAUCUUACUCGGUUGGUAAAACUACUGCUAAGCAAAAACGAGUUUGAUGGUUCCAUACCAGCUAGCUUGGGAAAUCUUCGACAACUCCUAUGGUUGGACCUUAGCUAUAACAACUUUCAAGGGUCUAUACCAGCGAACUUUGGAAAACUUGAACAACUCGUAUCGUUCCAAACUUGAACAACUCGUAUCGUUCGACCUUAGCCACAACAAUCUACAAGGUGACAUAACUCUAGAUAUUAGCAAACUUAAACAGCUCACUGACCUACAUUUUUCCUCAAACAAGCUUACUGGGGAAAUCCCAGAUUCUUUUGGCGAGUGUCAACAAUUAGAAACCCUCCUAAUUGACCAAAAUCACCUCACAGGAAACAUUCCAACAUCUUUCAAGGGCCUACAGAGCUUAAAAACACUAAAUCUUUCACACAAUAACUUGCCUGGCACCAUCCCAACCAUUUUGAAGGAUCUAUCACUUCUCAAUAAGCUGGAUCUUUCAUGCAAUCAUCUCCAAGGAGCAAUACCAAUUAGUGGAGUAUUUGCAAAUGCAAUGGCUGUUUCACUCAAUGGCAACUGGGGGCUCUGUGGAGGAGCGAUAGAUCUCCAUAUGCCUGCAUGUCCUGCAGUUUCUCGGGUAAUAGAAUGGAAACACUAUUUGACCAUCUUACUGAUCCUCACAUUUGGCUUCAUGUCACUUGGGAUGUCAAUUUACAUUAUGCUCGUUGGGAAGAAGGCACCAGGAAGACCAUGCAUAUUAUUGCAUUCUUUUGGUAAGAAAUUCCCAAGAGUUUCUUACAAGGAUCUAGCCCAAGCUAUAGAGAACUUCUCAGAGCUCAACCUAGUUGGAAGAGGAAGCUAUGGUUCAGUAUACAAAGGGAAGUUAACUCAAGCCAAACUCGAAGUUGCCAUUAAGGUCUUUGACCUAGAGACAAGAUUUGCGGACAAAAGUUUUAUUUCUGAAUGUGAGUCUUUGAGAACCAUUCGGCAUCAGAAUCUUCUUCCUAUACUAACUGCCUGCUCAACCGUUGACAAUAAUGGUAAUGAUUUCAAAGCCCUAAUUUAUGAGUUCAUGCCCAAUGAGAAUUUGGAUACAUGGUUGCAUCAGAAACGUGGUGGUGUAGCUCCAAAAUUUUUGGGCUUAGCUCAACGACUAAGCAUAGGUGUUGGCACGGCCGAUGCCAUAGCCUAUUUACACCAUGACUGUGGAAGGCCUAUUGUCCAUUGUGAUCUGAAACCAACCAAUAUACUUCUUGAUGAUGACAUGAAUGCUCAUUUGGGAGACUUUGGCAUUGCAAGUCUCAUCAUCGUUUCUAGAUCAAUAGCAGUUGGACAUUCAGGUUGUAGUAGUUCACUAGCUGUUAGAGGAACUAUAGGGUAUAUCGCUUCAGAGUAG
Messenger RNA from Panicum virgatum (switchgrass), 2854 nucleotides. RefSeq names its product receptor kinase-like protein Xa21. The record is from RefSeq and is a predicted model, not a curated record. Gene Ontology annotation, biological process: protein phosphorylation. The transcript has 3 exons. Gene Ontology annotation, molecular function: protein binding; ATP binding; protein kinase activity. Bases 1517 to 2854 code for a protein of 445 amino acids. NCBI's taxonomy places the organism in Eukaryota, Viridiplantae, Streptophyta, Magnoliopsida, Poales, Poaceae.